CUCAAAGCCGGCUUCUACAUCGUCAUACAUACGCUGCUAGUGUGCCACUGGAACUGACCGACUACGGACACGAAUCCCUUGAAGCUCGUAUCAAGAAAAACACGUUGUGUGAUAAAGUGUCUGUGUUCUAAACGACUGAGUGACAUUAAGAGUUGAUUAGAAUUUAUUGCUGUAUCAGUAGAUCGCCUCAACGAGAUCUAGAAAUGGCCGCCACCAUUACCGAAGUUGGAGGAAUCAAGCUGGGCAAGCUGCUGAUCGAGGGCAAGACCAAGCAGGUGUACGACGUGCCCUCGCUGCCCGGCCACUCGAUCCUGCUGAACAAGGACCGCAUCACGGCCCACAAUGGCGUCCGGUCGCACGACCUCGAGGGCAAGGCGCAAAUCUCGAACCAAACCAACGCCAAGGUGUUUACCCUGCUGAACCGGGCCGGCCUCAAGACCGCCUUCGUGAAGGUCGUCGACGCGAACGCGUUCCUGGCGCGCAAGUGCGACAUGGUGCCGAUCGAGUGGGUGACGCGCCGGCUGGCGACCGGAUCGUACCUGAAGCGCAACCCCGGCGUCAAGGAGGGCUUCCGGUUUGCGCCGCCCAAGCAGGAGACGUUCUACAAGGACGACGCCAACGACGAUCCCCAGUGGAGCGAGGAGCAGAUCGUGUCGGCCGGGUUCAAGGUCAACGGGGUGACGAUCGGCCAAGACGAGGUGGACAUCAUGCGCCAGACGACCAUCCUGGUGUUCGAGAUCCUGGAGCGGGCCUGGGGAACGCGCAACUGCGCCCUGAUCGACAUGAAGAUCGAGUUCGGUGUGGACGCCGAGGGUCAGCUGCUGGUGGCGGACGUCAUCGAUUCGGACUCGUGGCGCCUGUGGCCAUCCGGCGACAAACGCCUCAUGGUGGACAAACAGGUGUACCGCAACCUGGCCUCGGUGAGCGCCUCCGACCUGGACACCGUCAAGCGGAACUUCCUCUGGGUGAGCGAACAGUUGGACAACAUUGCGCCGACGAACGACCACCUAGUUGUGGUGCUGAUGGGAAGUCCCUCGGACAAGGAACACUGCGAGAAGAUUGCCAAGCACUGCCGCGAUCUCGGGCUGAACGUGGAACUGCGCGUGACCUCGGCCCACAAGGGAACCAAAACGACGCUGCACAUCGUCAACGAGUACGAAAGUGUCCUCAGCAAUCUGGUCUUCAUCACCGUCGCGGGACGCUCCAACGGACUUGGUCCAGUUCUGUCCGGCAAUACCAACUACCCGGUGAUCAACUGUCCUCCGACCCGGCCCGACAACGUCCAGCUGGAUGUGUGGUCCAGUUUGAAUCUGCCCUCGGGACUGGGCUGUGCCACGGUGCUGUAUCCGGAAGCGGCCGCGCUGAAUGCGGCGCAAAUUUUGGGGCUGGGAAAUUUCCUGAUUUGGAGCAAGUUGCGCGUCAAGCAGUUGAACAAUUACGCCAGCUUGAUCUACGCCGACAAGGGAUUCCGUGGGGUGAAGAAGGCGGAAUGAGGGACUGAUGUGUGUUGUAGUGACUAGAUUAAAUACGAUAUGAUGAUAAUGUAAUG
Messenger RNA from Culex quinquefasciatus (southern house mosquito), 1549 nucleotides. RefSeq names its product multifunctional protein ADE2 (gene Paics). Gene Ontology annotation, molecular function: phosphoribosylaminoimidazolesuccinocarboxamide synthase activity. Gene Ontology annotation, biological process: 'de novo' IMP biosynthetic process. The record is from RefSeq and is a predicted model, not a curated record. The transcript is spliced from 3 exons. Lineage: Eukaryota; Metazoa; Arthropoda; Insecta; Diptera; Culicidae. The coding region runs from base 204 to 1493 and encodes 429 amino acids.